GUUCUUUAUGCGCUCUGCUAGCCUUAAAGCCUAUUAGAUACUUUUUAGGCAGGUGACUUUCUUAUAGCCUCAAUCGCUUGUUUGUUUUACUAACCAUGACCGCAUACCCACAAGGGGGCUCUGGUCCUCUACUAAGAACCCUUUACUAGAAACCAGCCCUAUUUCCUGCAUCUGCAUUCAGCUUGUGACCCUGUCAAACAGCCUUCUGAAUUAUAUUAUCUACCUAGCUGCAUUUUCUAUCGACGCCACGAUGCAAGGGCGCCAAGUAUACGUUGUGGUCCCUGCGAAUACCUAGCCAGAUAGUUACGGGAUUCUUGGAAGUUUCCAAUUGAGAAAAGGGUCAAUUUCUCGUAAGAUUAAUUUUCUUUAUUGUCAAAAAGACCUUUUAAUAUCUCGUAUCGAAUCUUUUCCCCUGUUCCCGUUGCCUUUCUUCAUUCACUAACUACCACAAAUCCAACAUCAUCAAUUCUCAACUCCCAGAUCGUAAUGGGAAACGUGCGCACGGCUUUUGCUAUCUCAGCGCUGGCUGCUGCAGCCGCGCAGGUGCAGGCCCAAGACCUCAACCAGACAAUUGUUGGCUGUGUCGACGUCGAGUGUCCAGUCAGCAGUACGAGCAAUGUAGAUGAUAAUUGCACCGUAGCAGAUACAGGCUCGUUUAUCUACGUCGGACUAACGCGCGUGCCGACUGACAACGAUGCCCUCUCGGGGUUGUCAUGGUCCAAGGGCUUCAACGUCGGCUCGUCUAACAACAAACGGGAGUUUCAGAACACAUUCUACCUAGGCACACCACCGGACUUACACCUAGAUAAUUCGACAGGCGCGUGUGCUGUUUUCCUGCACGGCGCGUCUAAGAAUCUGGCUUUCCCCGGCGAUAACCAUGAGACUGCGCAGGGCACGUGCGCGGAUGCCAUGGGCUCUUCAUGCGUUGACGCGCUGGUCUCCCGGGCCAGGACUUUGGUAAAUGGAUAUAAUAGUGGUAGUGAGAGGCUCUCCGUCUCGGAGGCUUGCUCGAGACUGCAGAGAGACCUGGAAGAUAGUAAAGACGAAGCCUGUGCUCGGAUCUCGGAGGGGCAUUGGAGUAAUUUUACCAGCGCCGCUUUAACUGGUGAGGAUGCACCACAACCCAUCAGCCAGCAGCAAAACUCAUCGUCAACCUGCUGGCCUGUCAUCCCGAAGCAGGACGAUCUCACCUUGGUUAGCCAGUAUAACUACACAGGAGAUACCACCUUUAACGAUCUAGAAAAGGCUUCCUGGGCUAUCACGCCCAUACUCACGGUCUUCUACUCGGCAGGUAACGGAAGUCUGGUCACUGAAACCGAAGCUUCUAUGUCCUGUAUCAAAGUCGUGGGACCCCCGAGAGCGUCUCUGGCUACUAUGAACAAUGGUUCCAGCGAUAAUGACGGUAGCGGGGCUGCUGGCCUGUCGUCGUCGCAGUCGAUGUUAUCAGCUGCAUUAUUUGCAGUCGUUGCUGCAUUUUUCAUUGGCAUCUAGCAUGAUAGGUAUUGCAUUGGCGUUGUUGGGUACGCACUCCGGGUCUCAUUGAAAGUAUUAUAUUGGUUCUUGGGGCACAGCGAGGCAUUAUAAAAACUUUAGAAUGUAAAAGGCUGGCUAUAAAAUAAUACUGUAUA
Daldinia loculata is the source of this 1628-nucleotide messenger RNA. RefSeq lists its product as uncharacterized. NCBI's taxonomy places the organism in Eukaryota, Fungi, Ascomycota, Sordariomycetes, Xylariales, Hypoxylaceae. The transcript is spliced from 4 exons. The record is from RefSeq and is a predicted model, not a curated record. The coding region runs from base 487 to 1491 and encodes 334 amino acids.